CGAGAGAUGCUGCCAAACACACCCAGCUUUCGUCACCUAAGCGCUAAUAGGGAGACGCCGAAAAGAGGAGAGGAGCAGCCAAGCCUUCAGCAAAGAUGUGGCGUAGCAGCGGCUGACAGCGUAUACUGCAGGUGACUGUGAUGGCAGGGUCCAAGAUGUCUCUGCUGCUGCUUUUGAUGCUGGUCAUCUCGGUGAUGCUGACAGAAGCAAUCCAGGCUGGACCAGAGUUGGACCCCUACAAAAUCCUGGGAGUGACCAAGAGUGCGAGUCAGGCUGAAAUCAAGAAGGUCUACAAGCGACUUGCAAAAGAAUGGCAUCCUGACAAAAAUAAAAACCCAGGGGCAGAAGACAUGUUCAUCAAGAUCACUAAAUCCUAUGAGAUCCUUUCCAGUGAAGACAAACGAGCAAAUUAUGACCUCUAUGGGCAGACGGAUGACACUCAGCCGUAUAGCAGCAGUCGAUACAGCGCUCGCCAAGACAACUUUCACUUCGACGAGUCUUUCUUCAACUUUCCCUUUAACAACAAGAAUCAGAGGGACUUUGCCGACGGCAAAUAUACGCUGCACUUUAACCAGUAUGUGAACGAUGUGGUGCCUGACAGCUACAGGAGACCCUACCUGAUAAAGAUCACGUCUGACUGGUGCUUCAGCUGCAUCCACAUAGAACCUGUCUGGAAGGAGGUGGUGCAAGAGAUGGAGAUACUCGGUGUUGGUGUCGGUGUUGUAGAUGUUGGCUAUGAGAGAAGAUUAGCCAAUCACUUGGGUGCUCAUCGAACUCCAUCCAUCCUUGGCGUCAUCAAUGGCAAAGUGACAUUUUUCCACUUUGCAGUCGCAAGAGAGCAUCUGAAGCAGUUUGUAGAAGAUCUUCUCCCUCAGAGGCUGGUGGAGCGGGUCACUGACAAGAACGACCAGCAGUUCCUGAACAGAUGGCACGAGCUCAACAAGCCUCAUGUGCUUCUGUUUGACCAAGUGUCUGUGGUUCCUCUUCUCUACAAACUGACAGCCUUUGCCUAUAAGGACUACCUGCAGUUUGGGUAUGUGGACCAGGGUCUCUCAGAGACCGUUAACCUGCAGAAACAGUUCAACAUCAACACUUACGCUCCAACCAUGCUGGUCUUUAAAGAGAACACGGAAAAACCUGCUGAUAUAAUACAGGCCAAGGGAAUGAAAAAGCAAAUUAUUGAUGAGUUCAUGUCGAACAACAAGUUCCUUCUUGCACCACGUUUGGUCAACCAGAAGCUCUUCGACGAGCUGUGUCCAGUCAAACAGUUCCACAGAAGGAGAAAAUUUUGCGUCCUGCUGAUUACACGUGACGAAGAGGUCUUUUCAUCAGGGAACCAGGCGUUCCUGUCGUUUGCUUCCUCAAAUACAAAAGAAGUUGUCAGGUUUGCGUACGUGUACCCGCGGCUGCAGCAACCACUGUGCGACAUCCUCAUACAAAACAAGGACAGCACACAAUCGGCGCCACAGGUGGUGAUCCUGGAGAGACGGAACUCUGCAGGAAAGGCCUUGUUUAAGCCGGUGACCAUGUGGAAUGGCAGUGAGGAAGACAGGCAGCUCCUAAGGGAGGAGCUGCAACGGCUUCAGAAGGACCCAUCCAUCCUCAUCCAUGAUGCCAUGCUGCCAGAACUCAACAAUGAGUUUGCCUCUAUGUUUGUAAUCCGAUGGAUCUACGCAUCAUACGAUUACCUCACAGAGGUCAUUGAUGACAUCCUUCAUAACAACUGGCGUGAGAUGAUGCCUCUUCUGUCCCUCAUCUUCUCAGCCUUGUUCAUCUUGUUUGGAACUGUGGUCGUUCAGGCAUUCAGUGACUCCAGUGAAGAUAAGCAGACAAAACCAAAGGCAAAAGCAGAAAACGGAUCACCGGACUCCAGUGCUUCGAGUCGGCCUCCCAAGAAGAAUUUUGUGGAGGUGACAGAGUUGACGGACAUCACUUACCUGAGUAACCUGGUGAAGCUGAGGCCUGGACACAUGAACAUCGUGCUUGUUCUCACUGAUGCCUCCAAGAACGUCCUCUUGAGCAAAUUUGCCAAAGAGGUUUACUCUUUCACGGGGAGUCUGACACUGCAUUUCUCCUUCCUGAACAUGGACAAGCACAGCCAGUGGAUGAACACGCUCAUGGAAUACGCCCACGAUGCCUUGCAGACCGAUGCGGACGAGGAUGACUUUGGAAACCCCAGGGUGGACUACACAGGGUACGUGUUGGCACUUAAUGGCCACAAAAAGUACCUGUGUCUGUUCAAACCUGUCUACACUGGAGACGACCUCGAAGGUAAGUCAUCUGAGGACGAAGGAGCAACCUCAGGAGGCAGAUCAAGGUCCAGGUCUAGGUCCAGGUCUCGUGGCAGCCACCCUCCACGCAAAUCCAGCAAGUCUCGUAGCAUAUCCACACUGCAGGUCCACCACAAACUGGACCGUCUGGGUUUGUGGAUGGAGCGGCUCAUGGAGGGCACUCUGCCUCGUUACUACAUCCCAGCCUGGCCUGGACUGGAUAAAAUCACAUCCUUUAAGGAAAUGUUGGCAUAAGACUGUAGGUUUGGAUAACAAAUACAAACUUCAUCUCCUACUAACUCCUACUUACUCAAAAGUGAUUGCAUGCUGUUGAUGGUCUUAUUUACCCCGCGCUGCAGCUUCAGCCUAAGGAACAGAAAAACAAAACCACUAUGGACACAGGCUCUGUCAUAAAGACCAUCAGUCACAUUCAUUUACAGUGAAGGAAGCAGGGCGUAACACACAUGAAAACUGUGAACAGAGAUGCAUGUCUCUGACGUGACUCUUCACUUUUUAAAUAUAUAUAUAUAUAUAUUUAUAUAUAUGAUGUUCGAAUAUAAAUUCAUAUAUAAUAUCGAUUUAAAUUAUUAAAUCAGAUGAGCUAUCAAUUAUGAUUAAUCAUGAUCAUAAUUAAUCAUGAUUAAUGAAGGCACAUUGUCAUUCCUAUAUAUGACAAAAAAAAUGUUUGGUCUUUUGGUCGACACUUGUUUUUAUUUGUGGCGUAAUCAAAAUGUUUUGAUCAUUAUUAAAAUGCGAAUUUAUAUCUCAAAUCGCACAGUCGCAAAAAAUGAUUCAGAGUUGGUGGAUUUUAGUCAUCACUGUGCGUCUUAAUGGUGGCAUGCAGAACGGGUCCGUUUUUGUCAUUAUGACAGCCUAGUGUCUGUGUGUGUGUGUGUGUGUGUGUGUGUGUGUGUAUGCACGCACGCUUUUUAUCGGGAUCACAUGGGGUUUUGUUCAUGUUCUUCCUGAUCACUGAGGUUCAGGCGAACAUGUUAUAUAAAAGCUGUUGACAUGUUUUAUAAUACAGUACAGGUAUGAAUCAUUUAGUAUUUGUGGUCUGUUUAACCUCAGUUAGCAAGUAGCUGUAUGUAGCAAACAGAAAAAACAUGUUUUCAAUGUUUUUCCAAAUGUGAUAACAUGACAUUGUGUUAUCUUCAUUUAAUUAUAUAUGGUCAAAACAGUGUGUAGUGGUUUGGUUUAUUAUGUCCACAUUUCUGAAGGGUGGAGGAAUCAAAGGUCAAGCCAGGUCCAUGAUAUGACUGUGAGAUUAGUGAUUAGACCAGAUUAGACUUUGUACAUUUUUUAUUGAUAUGGCACACAGUCAAAUACCAGUAGGAAAAUAGGAUGAAACAAAAUCAACAUUUACAUGUGGACUGGGGCACCUGAAAAGGGGCAGGGGUUCUAGGGCACCCCAGUAAAACUAUAAUACUGACAUAAAAGAAUAUGACACUAAGUUAAAGAGGAAUGAGAGUCAAAAGUACCAUUGAAAUACAUAGUAUAGUAUGUAGUAUGUAAAAUAGCAUCAUAAGUUUUUGCCAGCUUCCAGGCUGGCCGUGGGGAGGUCUGUUAGAAACUUUUUUCUUGGGCCCCAGAUUCUCUAGCGGCACUAGGAUGUAUUUUAUGGAUAUCAUUAUAUGAGCAGCUGCAGUUUGAUGACUGUUACUGUAUGUGUAUGAAGUCAUGACUUCACAUAUUUAAGUACAAACUCUAUUUCAUUUAAACAGGUGCAAUUUUCAUUUGGUUAGUGGGUUAUUGAUUUAUUUCACUUUAAUGUUGUUAUGUCUGACUGCCGUGGGUUCACUGAGAGAAGGUGUCCACGCCUCUGCUGGGGCCUGCACUAAUUGCAUUUUUUCCUGCUAAAAGUUUAAGUUUAAUGUAAUUAUUGUAACGUUUUGAAGUAUUAUGUAAAUAUAUUACAUGCUUAUUAUGUUAAAAAUAAUAAUUUAUUAAGAGCUAUUAGACCCUGGAAGUUUGUCUUAUUUUCCAAGCCUAUAUCCAGAUGUUCAAUAUUUAUCUUUUAAAAUAUGAGAUGACAUUAUGGGGUCUCUCUCAUCUGCUCAUUUAGGACAAGACACAUCAGCUCCAUGUUUCUCUGUUGCCAUGGUAACUUUGAGUGACUCCAUUAGCAGCUCAUACCAAAAUAAGCAGAGAGCCCAACAGCCCUGGUUAAUCUUUACUGUUUACUCUAACAGAGAGAAAAUAAUACUCUUUGUUAUUCAUACAGAACUGACUGAAUUUUAACAUCACCAGUUAUGGGCCAUUUUAAAGUUACAGUGAUAAUUCCUGGUUCUUUACAGUGGUGGAGAUUUGAAAAGCGGCAGAGAAAAGAAGCACAGAUGUAUUUAAACAUUUACAUUUAAUAAAUUACAUUUAAAUCCCCUUUUCCUGGGACCACACAGGUUUAAUCACCCAUAGUUCUAGGUUCUGGCAUCACCCUUUUGUCAUUAGUACAUUUUAAACAGUCUGCUGUGAAAGCUUCCAGAAACAGGUGAUUAAAUGUAACUUUAAUCCUGUUUGUUUGCCUAUCCUUGUUUGCCUUGCAGAAAUGUUCUUUUGUGAAAUGAUUAAAUAAAAUAUAAGAAUUUGAUAUGUCGCUAAGCAGAGGGGCUGUUUCUGUUAUUAAUGGGGGUUUUUUAUUUUUGUUUUUUUUGGUCCGUUUUCCUGUCAGUUUGAAAAAAAGUGCAUUAUGAUGUAAUAAGUGAGUUUUUUUAAAUAGCGAACUGUUUAAUGCUAAGGGAUUAAUAUAAUGUGAUGAAGAAAAAAUAAUCCAAAAGAACCCCAUCUUACCCUCAAUUAUUAUACUACCUGCACUAGUCUCCAUUUCCUAUAAUUUAUUAUAAUACAUAUAUAAAAACAUUUCAACAAACUCCUGUGAACGGUUUCAACUUAAACAAACGAAUGUUGUUUGUAAAUUAUAUUUAACUUUAUUUGUCCAAUCUAAAAUGGACUCUGGACUCGCUUGAUUAGUUACGUUAUUAAAUGUGUUUGUUACUGUAGGCUCGUCUAUGUACCACUAGAGGGAGACAAUUAAUCCACUUUGUUCUUCCAAUGUGAUAUUCUUCACUCUAUCUGUACAUCUCUUCCGUUACGUUAAUAGUGGAUUUCGGGAAUGAACCGAGUCUGGACACUUUUUGUGGCUUGAUUUGAUAAAUACCGUAUAUGACGUUUUGAAUGUGUUCUUCUUUGCAUUUAUUUCUUACCAUGCAGCACACGUCGCUUUAUGCAAACGAGUUACAGUUAAGCUUCCCUCUGCGCAUGCUCUGACUCUGCUGUUCGUCUUCUUAUCUGUAAAUGGAUUGUUCAAAACAUUGUGUAGUGGUUUGGUUUAUUAUGUCAUAUCUGAAGGGUGGAUAGCAGAGAAAAAAGAGCUUGUUAUUCCAGAUUACAGAAUCUGAAGAACAACACGUGACUAAUUUUAUUUGCAGGGGAAGUUAAUUUCCAACUCUUGAUUCAAAAGGGCUUUAAUCCCACGAAGAUAAACUAGACAGUGGUGGUGAAUACUGUGGUAAAGAUCCUUCUCACUGGCUGUGAAUGUUACAAAGAUGAGUGGGUGAGACAGAAGGAAAAUGUCAGUAGCAGUUUAAUUUGAUCAAGGAUGCUAAUACUGUGUCAGUGCAGCAAUUUACAUCAAUGUACAUAAGGUUAAUAUAUUCUGGCCAUCCUGCCUUUGUUAGACUGUACAAAGUAUGAUCUUUACCUGCUUUUAAAAAGUGAUUUGUUUCAUUUCAAUUGAACAAAAUGCAGCAGAGAUCCAGAACCUAAUGAACCAAAUGUUGUCACCUCAGUUGUGUCUCUGUUUGAGAAACAAUUAAUUUUAAACCACAAAUAAAUAUAAAAUAAUUAAAAUACAUAUAUGUAUGGAAGGUGAAAAGAACAUGACACUACUAUUACAGCACUAAUUUAACCCCAAAAUACACAGUCUAUUGGACCUGAAUUAAAAAAAAAGACAUUUUUGUGGGCCCUGCCCCAGUGGUUGGACAUCCAUUCAACUUGUAAGCUUGGGCACAAUGCAACUUUAUUUCCAUGAAAUACUGUAAUUGGGAGAACUUUUAGGUCCUCCUGCACAGAAACAGUUCUUGAUGUUGACCUGGCACUGCUGAUGCAGUUCGCCUUCAUAACCACCACACACACACACACACACACACACACACACACACACACCGACUCACCAAUUACUGGAUUGAGGAUAAAAAGCAAGGACAGCAGGUUUCUAUUGUUGGCUUCCCUCCUCUCGGUGCAGCAGACUGGAAACCGUGCUCUCUAUUAUCUAAACUGGACAGCGAUGAAAAGCAACUCUGGGUGAUUUUCCACAGAUAAUUAGAAAAAUAUGCUCAUUAUGAACCAGCGUUCCCUCCAGUCAACCGUUGAAACCUGGACAGCAUGGACUUUAUCACUUCAUUUAUUCCAGCACAUUUCUGAUUAGCGGCUGAAUGGCUUAUUGUUUUGUGACUGGCAUAAAAGGCAUAAUGGCAUAAAGAAUCAAGAUGUUCCUGUUGGAAACUAUUCAAACUCACAACCAAUGCAUGGACUAAUUAAUCAGCCAAACAUCAAGUUUCAGCCACACGUUUUCAACUUUGGAUGUGGUGUAACAGAGAUUAGGACUGAGCUUGGACCUGUGUCUUUGGUACAUGGAGUUCCUGCUGCUUGCUCUGGAUUUGAAGAAUCAAAUCAAUAAAUAAAUAUACUAAGGCAGAUAUUAUGAAGUAUAUACAGUACUCAUGUGUCAGUUUUUCCAAGGGGCCACAAGGAAAAUGGGAAUGCUUUUGUGUCACAAUAUGACAAACUAUUGUGUUGUAUACGACAAACCCAGCCCUCUGCUGCAUGGUGCAGUACAUGCGUGUAAUCUGUACAUACAUCAAUGUGCACAGUGAAACACCAUAUCCUUCCUCCUCUCCUAGCUGCUCCCUCUAGAGUUGGCCUCAGUGGAUUACCUCCUUUCAUCUCAUGCAAUCCCUCUCCUCCUAGACUUCUUGAAUACUCUUCUUCACGCCAUCCUUCACUGCUUCCAUGAAUCUUCCACGCAGCCUUCCUUUUGUAUCUUUCUACUGCCUGAGAUCUUGUCUCCAACAUCUUAUCAUUUAUGUGUUUGUAGUUUAAUCAUUAUCUCUCCUCAGCAGCUGUGUGGCUUCUACUCUCUAACCUUAUCUCCGA
Molecule: messenger RNA, 7421 nt
Organism: Cynoglossus semilaevis (tongue sole)
Lineage: Eukaryota; Metazoa; Chordata; Actinopteri; Pleuronectiformes; Cynoglossidae
Product: dnaJ homolog subfamily C member 16
Exons: 16
Coding region: 141-2525 (794 amino acids)
Source: RefSeq, a predicted model, not a curated record